AUGGCCGACCAGAAUGGCGUUCCUCGACGCAAGCCCGUCCCGCAGCCUCAGUUUCCACCUCUCAGCGACACCUGGGCCUCGGAUCUCACACAACAGUUCCGACGCACCCUCUCGACGAAGCGCAUGAACGAGUUGAGUCGCCGGCCAGGCUCGCAACGGCGCUCGUCGUCGAAAAUCCCCACCGAAAUCGUCCUUCAGCCCCGCCAGACACCCGCUCCGUCACACGACCAGACUGCGGACUCAACACCACCUCCACCAACGAGGCAGGCGCCUCCAGUCCCAGGUGCACCGAUAGAUGAAGGCAUUGUGCCGCCGAGGUCGCCGCCUCCUUCAUACUCAUCGAUCAGAAACAUACCAACCGUACCAACGCCUCCGACAGACAACAAGUCUCUUCGCUUUCGCCACAUGCUAGUAGGACUAUCAAAUACACCGUGUAAAUGGGAAAACCCAGGCUUACUGGACGAGGCACUUCGCGCAGUGCCGCUCCAGAGGAUAUACGACGACGCGCAGGAGGAAUCGGACUUGUUUCAGGCCGAGGCUGCAUCACUCGGGCCAAACAUGAGACCAGCAUGGGGAUAUCAGGACUGCGUUGUUCGUGCGCUGCUGAAGUGGUUCAAGGCCGACUUCUUUGAGUGGGUCAACAACCCCAAGUGCUCGACCUGUCAUGCACCAACCAUCGGCAAAGGCAUGGUCGCUCCCAUCCCGGACGAGUCGGCGCGUGGCGCAAACAGAGUGGAGCUGUAUCAAUGCAGCAACCAGCUCUGCCAGUCUUUCGAACGAUUUCCUAGAUACAACGAUGCCUUCGUACUUCUUCAAACCAGGAGGGGUAGGGUGGGCGAGUGGGUAAAUUGCUUCUCCAUGCUCUGCAGAGCCAUUGGCAGCCGAGUACGAUGGGUCUGGAACUCCGAAGACCACGUCUGGACAGAAGUCUACAGCACUCACCGGAAGCGCUGGGUGCACGUCGACUGCUGCGAGGGUUCGUGGGAUGCUCCUCUGCUCUAUACCCACGGUAAGUUAACCAUCCGCUGUCUGAAUUAGUCUGGUGUGGAACGCUAACGCAUAUCUAGGCUGGCGAAAGAAGCUUGCGUAUUGUAUUGCAUUCUCUGCGGAUGGCUGCCAGGAUGUCACCCGCCGUUAUGUUCGCAACCCAACUGAGCAUGCUCUACCUCGCAAUCGCUGCCCAGAGGGUGUGCUUAUGCACAUUCUUGGCGAGAUUAGGUCCAUGCGCCGUCGGGACAUGGACAAGAUGGAACGCUUCCGCCUCAAUGCCGAAGACAUGAAGGAGGAUGCGGAACUCCGCAAGCUCAUCAUCGAAGCGCUUGCAUUCAACGUCAGCCGGAUCCUUCCUGGCGGCGAUGGAGCCAAAGGCUCAUCAAGAUCAGACGCGGAUGCACAGAAGGCCGCCGAGUCUCGACACACAGAACGAGCACGAGCUCGAGAUGUCCUUCGACAUCAACAGGACAACCAGCCACGGGAUCAGAGGCAGCAGUAG
Messenger RNA from Lecanosticta acicola, 1492 nucleotides. Lineage: Eukaryota; Fungi; Ascomycota; Dothideomycetes; Mycosphaerellales; Mycosphaerellaceae. The record is from the annotation of a GenBank genome assembly.